Molecule: messenger RNA, 555 nt
Organism: Cotesia congregata
Lineage: Eukaryota; Metazoa; Arthropoda; Insecta; Hymenoptera; Braconidae
Source: the annotation of a GenBank genome assembly
AUGUUGAAUAUUCUUAUUUUUCUUUGCUUCGUUGGUGGAGCUUUUGCUCAAUCUUCUAACAAUGGACCUUGUGUCGAAAUCCCUUGCGAAAAUAUUGAUAAUGAAAAGCUUGUGGGGCGUUGGCGCGAUGUUUUGAGGAGUAAAACUGUUUCGGACGAGGAAAUGAAAUGUCUGGAAGUGAAUUUUACGUUAACUGCUCCGGGAAAAUUUAAAAUUAUUUACUCGGCACGAUCUAAAGAAGAUAACGAAUACUAUUCAGUAUGGGGCAAGGGUCAGAUAGGUGGAAAUUUUUUUAACACAACGAAUCAUCUGCCUGUUUUCGGACUGUAUCCAGUAGGUGCUUAUGUUGUGGAGUCUGAUUAUAACAGUUAUUUAGUACUCUACGGCUGUAAAUGUGAAGCAUCUACAUGUACCAGUUACGGUUGGUUCAAGGUUCGAAAAUUGAACGACACACUUGAUUUUAAUUAUUACAACGAAAUAUUUCAAAAUGCUCUAAGAAAAAAAAAUAUCCCUCAUUUGGAAAUGGAAGCUGUUGACACUACAGAUUGCCCAUAA